Messenger RNA from Thyridium curvatum, 2163 nucleotides. RefSeq lists its product as uncharacterized. The transcript is spliced from 3 exons. The record is from RefSeq and is a predicted model, not a curated record. The coding region runs from base 1 to 2163 and encodes 720 amino acids. Lineage: Eukaryota; Fungi; Ascomycota; Sordariomycetes; Thyridiales; Thyridiaceae. Gene Ontology annotation, biological process: transmembrane transport. Gene Ontology annotation, cellular component: membrane.
AUGGCACUCACAGAGGUUGACGUGAGCACCGAACGCAUCAAGCAGGGCGACUGGAAGUCCAUCAUCACCCUUGUUGUUUUUGUAAUAACGAAUAUCAUCGUUCUCUUUCCUUUUCACAUCCCAGUAUGGGUCCCGACAUUCUUGGUAGAGGGCUUUCUUGGAGCCCUGAGGAGCAUGCGCAUCAUCUCGCCAGAGAGACAUGAUGUGGAUCAGCAAGAUGCCGGCUCUGAGCCUUUGGCAAAGAAGAGCGUGUUCACGCGCUUGCAUUUCCCCGUCAACUUUCUCACGGCGCCCUUGAUAGCAGAUCUUUUCCUGCUGGCUAUCGGGGCCAUCGCGCGCCAAGAAGUCUACAAUGGCACCGUCGGUGCCAACAACAUCCACCCCAUAGACAUCAUGGUCUUCUUCAUCACCCUGGCCUACAUCGCCAUAUCCAUUGACGCCUCUGGGCUCAUUCGCUACCUGGCCUUUAAGGUUCUGCAAUGGGGAGGCAAGAGGGGCGAUCGUCUUUUCUUCUACCUCUACACGUUCUUCUUCGCUCUCGGGAGCUUCAUCGGGAACGAUCCCAUCAUCCUCUCCGGGACGGCCUUCCUUGCUUACAUGACCCGUGUCUCGAGCAACAUUAUUCACCCAAGAGCCUGGAUCUUUACGCAAUUUGCCAUCGCCAACAUUGCCUCGGCCAUCCUGGUCUCUUCCAACCCGACCAACCUGGUCCUGGCCGGGGCUUUCGACAUCAAGUUCAUCACAUACACAGCCAACAUGAUCGUCCCGGUCGUGGUCACGGCAAUUCUACUAUUCCCCUUUCUUCUAUACAUCGUCUUUGCGAACGAAUCGCUCAUUCCCAUGUCCAUCAAGAUGCAUGAGCUGGAUCCAGCUGCGAGCAGCAGAAAGCCCGUCAACCCCAACAUUCCGAACGCAAGAGGUCUUGCCGAGGAAGAAGAGGACGAUCCGGCCAAUACGGAACAGGGAAAGCUUCUGUCGCUCGAAGAGAUCAUGAACCCUUUCCUGGACAAGGGUGGCGCAGCCUUUGGCGGGAUCAUCAUGGCAGCAACCCUGAUUACUGUGCUUGCGCUCAACGCAGCCAGCCAGGGGACAGGUGAACACCAGGUGUACUGGGUCACCCUUCCGGCGGCCUUCGUCAUGUUCUGCUGGGACAUGACCUUUGGGUGGCUCCACCGCAAGGAAACGCGUAGCAUCGCACGGAAAGGCCGCGAGGAGAUUGAGCGCGCGCGGGCGAUCCGAGCAAUCGAGGCCGAGGACCAAGAAAGGCGGCGACAGGAGUCUACUUCCAGAGACCUGGCCGAGUCGCCUUCUCAGCAGGAGGAGGUGGAGGCGUCAAAGACCAUCAACGCCAAUGAGACUGAGUCGCAGCGGAGCCAGACGAGCGAAGAGAUCGCCCCUGCUGGCCACAGCGAGAAGAGAGACGAUAUGCCAUCGAACAAUUCAUCCCCGGGCGUCUUGGAGCCUGCCACCAGCAUCGAGACGGAGAAGGUGGACGAGGCCGCCGAGCUAGAAGUGCGCGUGCAGCGCUACCUCGAGGCGCAACGCGCCGCCCGCGGACCGACGACUUUGACGACGAUCUGCGAGGACCGGCUCCGGUGGGCGCAGGAGACCUUCCCGACCGUCAGCGCGGUGCUCAUGCAUCUGCCCUUUGCGCUGAUACCGUUCGCCUUUUGCAUGUUUGUCCUCGUCGAGGCCCUGGGCAGCAAAGGAUGGGUCCCGGUGUUUGCCUACGGGUGGGAUCACUGGGUGAACAAGACGGGCACGAUUGGCGCUAUUAGUGGUAUGGCCUUUCUGUCCACCAUCUUGUGCAACUUUGCGGGCACCAACAUCGGCACCACCAUCCUGCUGUCCCGCGUGAUCCAGGCGUGGGCGACGAUCCACCACAAGAGCGGCGUGCCCAUCUCGGACCGCGACUUCUGGGCGACGGUGUACAGCAUGGCGAUCGGGGUCAACUACGGCGCCUUCAGCACGGCGUUCAGCGCCUCGCUGGCGGGCCUGCUGUGGCGCGACAUCCUCGCGCGCAAGCACAUCCACGUCAAGGCGCUCGACUUUGCGCGCGUCAACCUGCCCAUCAUCGCCGUCUCCAUGAUCAUCGGCUGCGUCGUGCUCAUCGGCGAGGUGUACAUCAUGCGAGGCAACGGGGCGUAUAUCCAGAACUGGUGA